ACGUGCAACUCCUCGUGAGUUGUGAGCCAUCUUAAUGCCGUUGCUAUUGUUUGUUGGAUUUUCAGUCAGUCACGAUAGCUCUAUUGCAGUUAAUCUUUCAUUUCAAAUUUAUUCACGUGUAUUUAUUAAAAAUCAUAUAACAGUGGUAAAAUGUUACGCAUGUUUUUACAAUCAUGUUUUUGCAGCUCAAAAAUAACAUUUAAUAAAUAUACAUCUGGUAAUAAAGUUUGUGACCCAAGAAAAAAUGCAGAGACAGCUAUUGGAAUAAAUUUACAGAAAAACUUCUGAUUUAACAGUAAUUUAGGAAAAUUAAAUAAAUUAACUCAAAAUAUGAGACUGAGCCCUAACUAGACUUAUUUUUUGUUGUUGUUUUGAUUUGUUGUUGCAGUAUACAUAUUGAACAAAAGAAAUAGGAUCAUUAAUGCAUGGCCAUGAUGGGAACAUGGUCCCAUGAAGGGGAUCCAGGUUCAAUUCCCAACAUGGUCAAACCUGAAUUUUGUACAUUUGUUACCAUGAUUCUCAUUCAGCUGAAUCACUCAGCAGUACACUGUUCCUCACCAAAUGGGUUAAAAAAUAACUCAAUACAUUGUGGCAGAAUAGUUCUCAGAGCACAUUGUCCUAGGUACUAUUUCUGAAGCUAAGCCGAGGAAAAGAGGUAAUCUGUUGAAGAUGAAGCCCAGCUAACAGCAUGUUUCUGUAAAUGACUGAUGCACUUACUAUUUCAACGUGAAGAAAAAAACUAUCAAUGCUACAAAUACCUGGAAGAUUGCCACUUGUAUAUUGUAUAUUUUUCUUAAACAGAUCUGAUUAUAUUAAAUCAGUAUUUGCUAUAAAUACUGUACAUCUCUGUAAUGGUUGUUCUCUCAAAAAUGUUUAAGAUUUGUAAAUUUUGUUAAAUGUAAGAAUGUUAUGUUUCGAACAUGAUACGGUGUGUACUGUUAAAUUGUGUGAUAGUAAUUGAAAUUUAUGGAGACUCAAGUGUUGCUGCUCAUUUUUAUAAUGUCUUAUAUGUUAUGUAAAUAAAGUUAUGUAUUAUUCUUUUUAUAAAAGUACUUGUUUAAACUUAAAAUUGAAAGAUUUUAUGCCUUGUCUGUGCUAACUCUGUGUGAUUCUCAUAUGCAUUGUAGUUAGAGCCACAGUUAUUUUGAGGAUUCAUUUCACUCCAGGCGAGACUCAACUUGUCUAUACACAUUCAAGCCUUUUUUUUAUAAUGCUCAUUGGAAGAUAACAAGGUGACAAAGUGGGUUACAUAUGAUUGGAUAACUGCUUCUACUCCUUGUUUAUAACUAGGCCAAAUUUGUCAAGGCUUCUUGUCAACAUAAGGCCUUCUAAAAGAAAUGGGUGGGGUGGGGGGCUGGAGAUUCCCAGAGCUCUGACCCGCAGGAAUGAGUUUUGAGGAUUUUUAAAUGCUUGGGUUUAUCUUGAUAAGGUGAAAAUUACAAGUUUGUUGUUAAUAGAAUUCAUAGAAACCUUACAAGUAAUGCAAAAUAUACAGGUGGCAUGUAUAUAUAGGGACAAGAUCAUGUGGUGAAUUGCGAUAAAGCCAAAAUAACUCCGCAAAAUGUGUCAAUAGAACAUACAACCCCAAAAUGCAACUGAAUACACCAUGUAGUAACAAAAACAUGAAAUCAAUCAGCUGUUUGACAAUACUUAACUUAAAUUACAAAAUUUAUAUCCUUUACUAUGCUAAAUUCAUUGAAUGUAUUUUAUUUAGCAUGAAAUUUUUACCUAAAUAUAUUAACUAAAUGGAUCGGAAAAAAAUAAAUAUUUUGUUUGAGCUUGCAGCUCCAUUAGUAACACAUUUUUACAUUAAUGAUGUUGGAACAUUAAAAAAAAGUCUAUUUGUGUUCUGUUGUAGUAAUGCGUAUUGUUAUUACAAAUGAUUUUUCUGUAUAAGUGCAAUAUGUAUCAAUCAAAAUGAGACUAUUUUGGUGAAAUAAGUAUUAAGAAAUAUUAUAGUUUCAUAUUAUUUGAAUAAUACAUUAUUUAUGAAUAAAGUCAAUGUAUAAAAUAAAAACAAUAACACCAAACCUUAUGUUCUAAAAACAAAAUUGACCUAAAAGAAAAAAAACCCAUAAAAUCUUGUCCUUACAUACACAGUUAUGGCCACAAUAACUUUCAGUUUAUUUAAUUUUAGUUUUACUUUUUUAUGUUGAGGUUUGAAAAGUUGUACAUUAAUAGUGAUGGGGCCCGACUGAAGCUGAUGUGUAUUGGUUCAAUUUUACUUCGCUGCCCAAGUAAUCCACGAAAUAAUUGUGGCUCUAAUUAUACAUACAUUAAAUUAUUAUGGAACUAUCUUAAAUGGUGCGUUAAUUUUUUCUGUUGUGUUUAAAGAUUUUUUUUUGCAUUCAUCUACAGACUGCAGUGAUUUUUGCAGUGCAAAAGUAAAGUAUGAUUAUGCAGCAAAUACACAUAUAAUGUAUAUAAUUAUGUGUUUGUUAGGACAACAAAUCAAUAUGGCCUUAAUUUUUUUUAAACCUUAUAGGUAUUUAGGAGAUGCAGGAAAAAUUUUUAAAGAAAAAUUUUUAAAGGUGCACAACAUUGUCAUCAUCUAAAAACAUUCUUUAUUGUGAAAAAUGAUUUCAUGAAUAAUUAAUGUCUAUUAAAUUGCUUACAAUCAUGUUGCAUAACAAUAAAACUUUAUCUGCAUAGGUAGCUGGUUCAGUUCAAAGGAGUAUAUCAUCAAAACAUCACACUCUCCCCUAGAAUCUUAUUGCAUCACAUUUUUAUACUGAAUUUUUAGGGUACUCCCCCCUCCAUAAAUUUUAAGCAGUUGCUGAUGUUUUUAAUGGGUAAAUCAAAAUUAUCUUUGUGUUAGCAUAGUAUUGGCUAGCAUUCAGAUUGAUCAGCAUUUGAUUUGAUUUUAACUUAAGUGAUAAAUUAUUCUUUAUAGCCAAAAACCUUUGUAAAUACGUGGUUACUGUACCACUGAACAUCUGCAAUGCACCUGGAAAUAAUUGGGCCAUGUUAAACAAUAUUCUACCAACCACAGCAGUUAGAAGAAGCUAUAGUAUUUUUAAAAAUAUAAUGGCAUAAUUUUUUUUUUUCAUUAUUAAAUUCAGGUUUGUCUACUUCAUGGUAAAGGGUCAAGAUUUUAUGGUGAAUUUUGAUAAAGCCAAAAUAAACACUUAAAAGAAUUUCAAUAGCAAUUGAUCAUAUAACACCAAAAUGCAAGUUUAUACACCAUAUAGCACCUAAAUGCAACUAAAUUCAUUAAUUUAACCAAAAUUUUAACAAAACUUAACUCAAAUUAAAAAAAAACUUUCUAUAUCUAUUUAUUAAAUCUCUGACUUUUGAUGACGUUUUACAGUCCAGCGAACCCGAGUCUGAUGAAAGUGAACUGGGUGAUGAUGAGUUCCAAUGUUUUCCAGAAAAUUUAGAACCUCAGUUGUUUACACAUGCUUUAUUUAAAUGAUUUGGUGAGAGAUUUUAGUUUUUAUUAUAUUCAAUAAAUGUCAUAUUUAUUUAGCAUGAAAUUUGUGUCAGAAUGUAUUGACCAAGUGGAUAGGAAAAAAAUAAGUUUAGAUCGUUUACCUUGCAUUUCUUAUCAACAAAUUUUUAUAUUACUGAUAUUGGUAGAGUUUUCAAACACAAAAAUUCUUGUAGAAUUAUUUUUAUUGUUUCUCAUAAUCCUGUUCUCUGCAUGCUAGUUACAGAUUAUUUUCCUGUAAAAAAAAGCAAUGUGCAUCACAGCGAAAAUUACUAAUACACCUUUUUAGUGGAAUUAGUAUUGAGAAACAUUUUAGUGUCAUAUUUGUUGACUAAUAUUCUGUCGUUAUGGAUAAACACAAUACCACCAAAAUCUCCUGCGUAAGAAAUGAAAUGGCAUAAAAAUAAAACCAUAAAAUCUUGUCAUUACUUAUACUACUUCAUUAGUAAGAUUUUCAAAUUUCCUAAUACCUAAAAAAAAAUAUUUACACUAUCUAAGCUGAAAAGCGUCGGCUGCAAUAUUUAUUGUAUUAUUUUGGUCAGAAGUGAUGAGAGUUGGUUGACAUAUUUUGUAGCUUGUGAAAGCAAACUCAAGCAAAGUAUGUGUAAACGAACCUGCUAAACAUGAUUCUCCUUAGAUGCAGUUGAUCCAUGGUUGUGGAUUAAUUAGCAUCAUGUUACAGUAUGGAUAAGUAAUAUUAUAAAUUAUAUCUCAUUAUAUUUUUAUAUGUUUACAUUGGAGGCAAAGGUUAUGGUAAUAAGACUUAUUAACUGUAGGUAAUGAUUAUAUUAUAUUGAAGGGUAAUAUUUUUUUAAUUGUAAUAUUUUGGUGAUGUUAUUGUAUGUUUAAAAACAUACCUCACACUGUUACCCUAAAGAGUUGUAAAUAUGUAAGGUGUAGAUACUUUGAAAGAAAGGGUUUUAAAUAGUGAAGUAUCAGUGAGGUGUUAGUGUAAAGGAUAAAUUGCUGAGUUGGAGGUAGCAUAUGUCAUAGACAUAUAAGGUAACGUUGCUUUAUAAGCACAGUGGAGUUAGUGACCAUCACAGGCCAUUAUUGUAACUUUCUAGGUCAUAUUAAAAUUAAAUUGCAGUUUUUUUUUAACUGUGAAAAAUGAUUGCAAGCUGUUAAAAAGAAUAAGGAAAUUUUUACAAGAUUAAGGAAAGGUCCUGUAGGAAAGCCAUUAAAAUUUUUUUGGAGUGUAGAAUCUUACCCUUUAACAAUAAUUUGAGCAUGUUGUUGUUUAUAAAUGAUCUUUCACAUACAAUUUCAUUUUAUUCCCCAAUAUUUUUCACUCUUAAGACAAUCUGUAAUAUGCAACCUAUGAACUUAAAACCUACUUUUAAGUGUUUUUUUUUUGUUGCUUUUUUAUGUACCUAUGUAGGCCCUAUGCAUUUCUUUGAAUUUAUGAAUUAUCACAAUGAAACAUUUGUCACUACAUUUAUAUGUUGAGGUAUUAUAAAUUUCCUGUAUCUUUUUUGCUUUAUAAAUAUGGCCACAUUAUGUAAACUGUGCUUUUAACUAAAUUCUGGUCAUGCUACAAAAAAUAUUAGAUAUCUUGGCUGUAUUUUUUGUGGAUUUUUUGCCUUCUUGUGUGGAUAGCCUUCUCUUUUCCACGCAUUGUUUAUAUAAGCAUAGGUCAGGUUUCAGGUUUUGAGUCCUCAUUGACACAAGGCGAAUAGUAUGGUGUUAAAAUUGUCUCCCAUAGAUUUCCAUACCUAAGAUUGCUAAAGGCAUUACAUACACUUCAAACCAUAAGAUUCUUAAGUCAAAUUUUGAAAUGAGCUGAAGAUGUCUGGGGUUAUUUUCUGAAGAAAUUUUAGUUUAAAGCAUGUUUUCUGCCUCCAAUUGAACUUCUGGUGGGCAAAGCAAAUUUGAAAAAAAUCAUUUGACCAACAUUUUUUUUUUGUAUACAAAUUCUUUGUCUUUUUGAAAACAGCAGCUUUCAAUAUUUCCUAAUCCUAUUAAUUUUAUUUAUCCAUGUGCUCACAAAAGAAUGAAACUCUAAGCUGUUCAAAACUUGACCUUUUUGUGUGUUUGUGCAAGAGGUUUGUAUGUUCAGAAUACAUACAAGGAAAAAACAUUGUAGCAAUAAUUUAUGUAUUAUUUUCUUAAAAUAUAGUUUUUUUUUUCCACUUACAAACUUUUAAAUUGUUUUUCAAGGUAGUUAAGUCACAAAGUAAUUUAAUUCAGAACUUAUGAAGAUUUUUUCAUGUAUAGUUAUCUCCUGUGCAUUGUAUGCUGUUGCUAGCUGUUAAGAAAUUUUUCUGUUAUGUAUCACAAAAAAAACCUCAGUGGAGAAAAAAAUUUCCUAGAAUUUUAGGAAACUAGAGAGAUAAAAUUGUAAAGCUGGCGAACAGAAUUUGUAACUUAAAUGGUUGUCAUUUAAUUGUGUUCGCUCAAAUUGUGUGGUUUGGGAAUGAAUCUCAACCAGUUAACAUGUACAUGGUGUUUUUGAAGUAAAAAAAAAAACAAUAAUGUUACAGUUGUCUUUGUUUAUGUUAGUUGAAUGGUACAUGUGUUGAUAUUUACAAAAUUUUGAAUUUGAAAAUAUAUACUUGCAUGAAAAAUAUGUGUAUGAUAUUUUAUACUAUAAAAAAUCCUGCUAUCAAAAUAUGGUUUAUGGUACAAUCCUUUUCCUUUCGUGAGCUUAAAACAUCUCCAGUCACUUUACUUUUAACUUGUGCCAGCGUAUGAAAUGAAAACUUUACUGUGGAAAUUCCUUUUUUAUUAAAAGAUUAUGUUAUUAAUUAUGAUUAAUUUGUAGCCAAAUCAAUCAUUUCUGAUUCUCUUCUUGAGAGAGUUUCCCUUGUAAUGUUGUGCAAGCCUGGUCAUUAUUUGUCAUGUCUCUUUUGAUUUAUAUUAUUACUUACUGAAGCAUCAUAUUCUUGAUGCUCAUACAAAGGAAUGUCAUUAGUGAGCCUGAUUUGUUCCUCCACAUCUUGCUGGUAUGUAUUUGGAAUACUCUGGGGGGUAAAAGUAAAUGUGACACAUCAUUAAGGUUCCUGAUUUGCUGAGUGCAGUACACCAGCGAUCUCUUUGAGAUACGUCCUAAUUUACAACUAAAUGCACAGCACCACCCAACAGAUGUGUCCAUACCUGUUCUGAAUUAUUUCAUCAAGUGGUUCCUUUACAGUAAAGGCCGUGCUGGAAAAGCGCCUACCUGGGCACACAUACGGUGUGCAGAGCUUCAGAAGAAACCAUGCAAUUUGAAGGAACGUUCAUAGUGGAUGAGGAGUCCUGGUUCCAUUUUUCGUUUUAAAACUUUAUUUUUAUAAGAGGGUUAUGGUAGAAACUUACAACUACUAAAAUUACAAACUUUUUUAUUUACUACACAUUCUGAAGAACAUUGCAUCACAUUUUUAUACUGAAUUUUUAGGGUACUCCCCCCUCCUCCAUAAAUUUCAAGCAGUUGGUGAUGUUUUUAAUGGGUAAAUCAAAAUUAUCUUUGUGUUAGCAUAGUAUUGGCUAGCAUUCAGAUUUAUCAGCAUUUGAUUUGAUUUUAACUUAAGUGAUAAAUUAUUCUUUAUAGCCAAAAACCUUUGUAAAUAUGUGGUUACUGUACCACUGAACAUCUGCAAUGCACCUGGAAAUAAUUGGGCAAAGUUAAACAAUAUUCUACCAACCACAGCAGUUAGAAGAAGCUAUAGUAUUUUUUAAAAUAUAAUGGCACAAUUUUUUUUUGCCAACUCACUGAGUUUAUCUUUUUUUUCUCCUGAAUCUUAAGUUUUUAUCACCGUCCAAGAAUUAAUUUUUAAUUUAGGUUAGUUCUAGCCAUUAUCUAUUCAUUAAUUUAUACAUUUAUCAUAUUUUAACAAAAAAAUAUCAUAGUGUGAAAACUAACACUUAUGUUCAUAUAAGCAUGAAACAUCAAUUUUGAUGUGCCGUUAAAUGGUUAGUAGUGAAAUGCAGGAAGUAUUUAUCACUUUGGCUAUAAGCAAGUAAGGUGGCUAUAUGUUGUCUUGUAGCUGUGAAAACAAACUAAUCUCUGGGUCCUAGAAGUGUUAUCUGUAGACAAAUCACCCGGUGAUAACAGAGCAGUGUGUUCAAGUUCUCUCUCUGACCUUAUCUCACAUUCUCUAUGUGAAGCUAUAGUAGAUGUGCCUGAGUUUUGAAAUGGUGUUUCUAUAAUUGAUUCAUACAUAUAUAUGUUUAUUUUUAGAUGAUCAAAGAUAGACUUCAGGACCUGAGGGCGCGUCAGCCUGGGGGAUUCAGCCAAGUGAAUCAAGUCACUAUUCUUAUCAACAACACAGAUGAUUCGAACCAGAUUACAGCAUUCCUUGCAGAGGUGGAAGGAGUCCGUGCCCUCAUCGAGAGCAUCUGGAUGAACACGGGCGAGCUGCGGAAGCUCUACGGCAUCAUCUUGUCGCUGCCCAUGGCUCAAGACAGAACAAAUGCAGAGGUUGAUAGCAGGACUUCUUCGGUGCAGAGAGCAAUAGUGCAUGUUCGGGGGAAACUGCAAGACAUGGAGAAGCAGCUGAACGACCCAGACUGCGAAGAGCAGCUGGACCGGAUCCGCAGCAUCCAGUACGCCUCCCUCAGCCGGCUGUUCGUGGACGCAGUGCAAGAGUACAACUCGGUGCUCGUGAGGCACCGUGAGAAGUGCGCCCAGCUCAUCCGGGAACAGAUCAAGAUCACGGACAAGGACAUCACUGGCGAGGAACUGGAGGCAUUGCUGGAUCGGGGUGAGUCAGCUAUGUUUGUGGACAAUAUAAUCUCUGAGACGCUGGAGGCCAAGCUGACGCUGGACGCCCUGCGCGCUCGCCACGAGGAGCUGAGGAAGGUGGAGACGUCCAUCAAGGAGGUGCACGAUGUGUUCGUGCAGCUCGCCCUGCUGGUGGAGACACAGGGAGAAACCCUGGACCGUGUAGAGCACUAUGUUGAGAAAGCUACUGCGUACGCUGAUCGGACAAAAAGGAAAAUGGAGAAGAAUGAAAGGAGGAAGAAAAUAAGAAGAAAGCGAAAGUAUAAGUGCAUCUUCUUCACUCUCGUCAUCAUAAUUGUAAUAUUGUUUAUUCUGAUUUAUAUUUGAUUUAAAUGUAUUUUUUUACACAGCAAAAAAAAAAAUAUUGUGAACAAAAGUAACAUUAAACAAGAAAGAGGACAAUAAUAUCUGUGCUUGUGUAUGAUUUAAAUGUCAAUAAAUGUUAUUUUUGUAUGCUGGAGUAUUUUAUAAUUAAUGGGUUUCACUUUUCAGAUGCUGCCUUAAAAGAGAUUUAAGGCUUUUUCGAACAUGCUGAGAGCUGAGUUGGUUAUUUCAUUUUCUUCUCAUUACUAAUAUUUCAGGGCUUUUGGUGUAAAUUCAUUAUCAAAAUUUCUCUUGCAUUUUGUGUUUCGUGUCAAAUUUUCUCAAAAGAUGUUUACUAAAUAUUAUCUGAUAACAAUAAAAAGUCACGCAAGUUAGUGAUCAUUGGGUGAGAAAAUUUGUGAUCCAACAAUAAAUGAAAAUGAGACAUACUAAUAAAUUGACAGAAAAAGCCAUCAAAUAAUAGUAAUAACAUUAAAAUGAAAUAACCAACUCAGUUUGUGAGAUGGAGCCAAAAGCUAUUUUGAUUAUGAUUAGGGAAUGAACAUAUUAAUAAUAUUCAUAGCUGUUCUGAUCCAAUUCGUACCGUAAAAUGAAUUAAUGAAUUAUGGCUUGUGAAAUUGAGGUUUUUAUAGGUGUUGAGAUAAAAAUGGAUGAUGGAAUGAAUGUUUUGACAUCGACCCAAGUGUCUCCUCGGCUCCUUCAGGCCGUUAUGCCUCGUCAACGUCCACCCUUGUGAUACUAGUGCACCGACUGUGAAGUGCGGCGAGCAGGGACGCACCCACGUGCGCCCUAGCAUGCCAGUGGGCUUCUUUUUGUGUUGUAAAUAGUUAUGCUUAUUAUGUACUUUUAAAUGGUCACGAGCCUCCACAAUUGUGUAUAUUUUGUAACGUAACAAAACUCUCACAUCUGAAACACCGUGUAAAUACUUCACUUGUCAUUUAUUCGUAACUAAUAAUUUAAUGUGUAAUUUCGUUUUAUUAAUUAAUUACUUGUCUUGUUGUGUUAAUAAUUCUGUGAUUUUUCUCAAGUGCUUAUGCCAUGUUAGUAAUGUAAUCGCAGCCUGGCGCAUCGCGGGGCGGGCCUCUCCCACGCCGGCCGAUUUCCCCUCCCCUCCUCCGCGGCCCGCUAGCGGGCGGGGGACAGCAGUGGUGAACAGGACGCGACAGCGAGCAGACGUGCGCUCCGCUCCACGCUGCUCGUGAGGCGCGUUUUCUGAUCUCGAAGUUCGCCGACAGUGAAACGUCACGGGUCGUCUCUGCAGCUGAGCUGCAUUCGUUAUAUCUCUGAACGUAUUCAAUCUUACGAGUUUUUCCGGGACGUCACCAGCCUACGUCAUAGGCCGUGUAAGCGCAUCUCCGGACCGCCGAACCACUCAGUCAGUACGAACAUUCAUAGGACCUUAUUCCUCUUACGUGACGGGCCGCGUAAGCGCUGUGCAUCAAUACAGAACAAUCGCAACUGGAACCGUUAGCUACGGGGUUACCUCCCUUGUUCGUGUCGGGACGUAUUCUAAAGACAAGGCUUAUUUCCGGGAGUCCGGGUCGCGGCAGGGAGGGCGCUCGUUCCGCGACGUGCCGGCCAGGCUGCGACAGGUUCUCUAUGCGAAAAUAAAAGAGGCUCGUGGAAACGGA
This is a messenger RNA of Bacillus rossius redtenbacheri, 10087 nucleotides long. Its product is annotated as ankyrin repeat domain-containing protein 29. Gene Ontology annotation, biological process: vesicle fusion; exocytosis; intracellular protein transport. Gene Ontology annotation, molecular function: SNAP receptor activity; SNARE binding. NCBI's taxonomy places the organism in Eukaryota, Metazoa, Arthropoda, Insecta, Phasmatodea, Bacillidae. The coding region runs from base 7590 to 8459 and encodes 289 amino acids. The record is from RefSeq and is a predicted model, not a curated record. The transcript is spliced from 10 exons. Gene Ontology annotation, cellular component: SNARE complex; cytoplasm; plasma membrane.